CCGGCCCUGUUGUCCUCGCUGAUGAAUGUGAUGAAUGUGGUGAAGCGGCUGCAGCUCAGACUCAUCUGCUCUUAGUUUGCAUAGAUACCGGCCUCUGGCUUCCGGACUGUUUUUUUUUUUUUUUUUUUUUUUUUAUAUAACUUGCAGCUCUAAUACAAGUUAACUUUUACUUCCUUGUGCACACACGCGGAUAGAGGAACUGACCGUUUUGCGGCUGGCCUUUUUGUCAACACUCUACAUCCUCUCCGGCUUCAUUUCAUAACCUCCGCAUCAUGAUCAGAUAGAACCGGAGCGGAGUCCUGGACCCAGAGCGAACUUCGGAGCGGACGGUAGGAAGAGAUGGCUCAUUUCGGCCAGCAGGGCGAGAUGACGGAGUACAGGAAGAUUUUGAUCAAGCGGGACCUGGAGAUGGGCGUGGUCAUGACGGUGUUUCGGCAGAAGGCGGAGCGACUCACCGUGCAGGUCAUCAUGGAGACCCAGCAGGUGGCGUGGACGCGCACAGCUGACAAGACCGACGGCGUCCUGGAUCUGUUUGAGAUCCGGGAGAUCCGGGCCGGGAGGAACUCCAAGGACUUUGAGCGUUUUAAAGACGGGAAGGACAAACACGACGAGAACACCUGCUUCACCAUCUUCUACGGGUCCCAGUUCGUCCUCAACACGCUGAGUCUGGGAGCUGAUUCUGUGGACGAGGCUCAGAAGUGGCUGAUAGGACUGGAGCUACUGAGGGAGGAGACGCUGGCGGCUCCGACUCCGGUUCUCAUCGAGAGCUGGCUCAGGAAGCAGAUGUACUCCGUGAACCAGACCAAGACCAACAGCAUCUCCAUCAAAGAGCUGAAGGCUCUGCUUCCUCAGCUCAACUACAAGGCUCCCAGCUCCAGGACCCUCAAAGACAAGAUGCUGGAGGUGGGAGGGAAGAAGGACCGUCUGGACUUUGAGCAGUUUCAUAAAUUCUACAACCUGAUCAUGUUUGAACAGAACGAGAUCCUGGACGAGUUCAAGAAGGAGUCGUGUGCUUUCAUCCUGGGGAACACGGACAAACCCGAAGCCUCGGCCGUUCUGCUGCACGACUUCCAGAGGUUUCUCAUCUACGAGCAAAAGGAGUCCUGGGCCAGUGACCUGAACAAGGUCCGAGAGCUGAUGACCACCUUCAUCGACGACACCAUGAGGAAAACCAACGACCCGGAGUUCACCGUCAGUGAGUUCCUCGGUUUCCUGUUCUCCAAGGAAAACUCCAUCUGGGACGAGAAGUUCUCGGAGAUCGUAGACCUGGACAUGAACAACCCUCUGUCCCAUUAUUGGAUCAGCUCCUCCCACAACACUUACCUGACAGGUGAUCAGAUCCGCAGUGAGUCGUCCACCGAGGCCUACGUCCGCUGUCUGCGUCUGGGAUGUCGCUGCGUUGAACUGGACUGCUGGGAGGGCCCCGGGGAGCCCAUCAUCUACCACGGAUGGACAAGGACGACCAAGAUCAAGUUUGAGGAUGUGGUCAAAGCCAUAAACGAACACGCCUUCGUCACCUCAGAGUACCCGGUGAUCCUGUCCAUCGAGGAGCAUUGUCCCAUAGAGCAGCAGCGUCAGAUGGCUCGUAUCUUCAGAGACGUGUUUGGAGACAAACUGCUGGUGGAUCCCGUGGAGCAAAUGGCCGAGCAGCUGCCUUCACCCACUCAGCUGAAGGGCAAGAUCAUACUCAAGCACAAGAAGCUGAAUGUGGAGGGAGGAGGGACCAGCAAGGACUUCAGGAAGGGCCAGAAACAGGGAGACCUGGAGAUCUGGGACCCUGUGGACCAGAGAUGGAACAAGCACUACUGUGUGAUCUCUGACGACAAGCUGUACUAUGCAGAAGAGUAUGAGGAGGAGGAUGAGGAUCCCAGGAAGUACCAGGACCUGCACAGCUCAGAGCCCUGGUUUCACAACCACCUGAAGGAGGGACGGCAAAUGGCCGAGCGGCUCAUCCAUAAUUACUGUGCAGAGAACGGAGGAAGAGACGGAACCUUCCUGGUCCGACCGAGCGACACCGUCGCCAGAGACUGGACCCUCUCCUUCUGGCGUAACGGGAGGGUCCAGCACUGUCGCAUUCGCUCCGGAUCAGAGGGCGGACACACUUACUUCUACCUGACGCCCAACCUGCACUUCCCCAGCGUCUACACCCUGAUCCAGCACUACAGAGAAUACCCACUGUGCUGCCAGGACUUCGAGCUGCGCCUCAUGGACGCCGUCCCGAAACCAGACCCACACCUGCAAGAAGGGUGGUUCUACAGUAACCUGAGCAGAGGUCAGGCUGAGGAUUAUCUCCUGAGGAUCCCCAGAGACGGAGCGUUCCUCAUCCGUCAGAGAGAAGGAGAACCGGACUCGUUCGCCAUCACAUUCAGAGGCGACGGGAAGGUGAAGCACUGCCGGAUCCAGAAGGAGGGCGGCGUCUACCUGCUGGGAACCACCACCGAGUUCGAGAGCCUGGUGGAGCUGGUCAACUACUUCAGGAAGAAGCCGCUGUAUCGAAAGAUCAAGCUCCGCUACCCGGUCACUCCGGAGCUGGUGGACCGAUUCAUCACGGAGAAAAACUGUGCGUCUCUGUACGAUGUGAAAACGUACGUGGAGCCCAACGAGAUCGAGCCGUCGCUGCCUAAGAACACAGUCAAGGCUCUGUACAGCUACCAGGCCAAGAGACCGGACGAGCUCAGCUUCGUCACCGGGGCCCUGAUACACAACGUGUGCAAGGACAACGACGGCUGGUGGAAAGGCGACUACGGCGGAAAGCUGCAGCUCUUCUUUCCAGCCAACUACGUGGAGCAAGUGUCCAACGACGUCCUCCCCAACAACAGGACUCAGGACAUGGAAGACAACCCGCUGGGUGAACUGUGUAAAGGCAUCGUGGACAUCUCCAAGAGCAACAUCCAGAACUUGAAGAACGGUAAGAACGGGAAACCGCACGUGUUGACUCUGAACAACACGGAGGACGACAGCCUGCAGUUCGACCUGGCUGCAGAUUCUCUGGAGGAGCUGUUCGCCUGGUACCAGGUGGCCUGGGACAUCACGCAGAGAGAGAUGAGCAAACAGUACCACCGGGAACAGGAGAUGAGGCAGCAGGAGGAGGUGGAGAAGAAGGCCGAGGUCGCCAUGGAGAUGUCCGACCUGGUCGUCUACUGUCAGCCUCGCAGCAAAGAGAAGGACCGAUUCGACAGCUACACCUACAAGGAGGUUCGUUCCUUUGUGGAAAACAAGAUGCCUGGAAAGAGUCGCACCAAAGACUUCCUGCGCUACAACCGCAAAGCUCUGAGCCGUAUCUACCCUAAAGGCCAACGCAUGGAGUCCUCAAACUACGACCCCUACCCCAUGUGGGCCGUCGGCUGCCACAUGGUGGCUCUGAACUUCCAGACUGCAGAUAAAUACACCCAGCUGAACAGCGCCCUCUUCAGUCUGAACGGACGUACGGGGUAUGUGCUGCAGCCGGAGGCCAUGCGUGACGACAGCUACGAGCCUCAACAGGAGAAGAAGAAAAUCAAGUACAACAUAGUGGUCAGGGUGAUCGCUGCCAGACACCUUCCUCGACCCGGACGCAGCAUCGCCAGCCCGUUCGUGGAGAUCGAGCUGUGUGGACACACGGAAGAGAAGUACAAGACCAUCGUCUAUCGUGAUAAUGGUCUGAACCCGGUGUGGAAAGCCCCGGCUGAGCCUGUCAUGUUCAGCGUCUACGAGCCUGAACUCACGUUCCUGCGCUUUGUGGUCAACGAGGAGGACAUGUUCUCAGACCCGAACUUCCUGGCUCAGGCUACGUUUCCUGUCAAAGGCAUCCGCUCAGGCUACCGCUCCAUCCCCCUAAAGAACGGCUACAGUGAGAACCUGGAGCUGGCCUCUCUGCUGGUCUACAUCAGCAUCCAGCAGGCGGGGAAAGCCGAGGAGGCGCUGUACUCGUCCUACAGGGACCUGAAGAAACAGACCGAGGUCUGCGAACCGUUCCUCUACGACACGCACACCAACAUCCAGCGGUCGGCUCCGCCCCGGCAACAAGGCCACCUCACCAGGGAGUACAGCGACAGGAGCAGGACAAAAGAGAAGAAGAUAAACAACAGUAAGUUUUAUUCCUGAGGACUCAUCUGUCUGAGCAGCGGACUACAAACCUGAUGUCACCCCUGAGGUUCUCCAGAUGUUUUCAAUCCAAUGUUACCCAAAACAGUUUUCUAUUUAUUUAAGAUGAAUAAAAUAUAUAUCUGUGGUCUUAUUAUUUUCUCUGAUUCUGUUGAAAGGCCUUCUGGGAAAUGUAGGAAACCUUUAAUGUGAACUCAGACAGCGAAGCGUUAAGUCUGUCAUCAAACUGAUGGUAUUUAUUUAGUUAAAAGCUAAAGAGCUGAAUUCAUCUUAAUCAGAAACGGUGACGCCUGUGUCGACUGUGACGAAACCCACGGCUGUUUUACUCUUUUUAUUUUAUUUUUUGCAGUGUGACAUUGUUUCCUCUCUAAUGUUUGUGUGAGACGGUGAAAUCAGAAUAAUGAAACGUUAAUCAAACAGAACUUUUGCUCUUUCUCAUGUGGAGUCGGUUGAUGUUUGUAAUUCCUGUGUGACUUCCUGAUUAAUUGGAUCAAUAAAGUGUGCUUGGUAUUAGGAAACACUUCA
Molecule: messenger RNA, 4608 nt
Organism: Mugil cephalus (flathead mullet)
Lineage: Eukaryota; Metazoa; Chordata; Actinopteri; Mugiliformes; Mugilidae
Gene: plcg2
Product: phospholipase C, gamma 2
Exons: 33
Coding region: 340-4083 (1247 amino acids)
Biological process (GO): phosphatidylinositol-mediated signaling; positive regulation of epithelial cell migration; phospholipid catabolic process
Molecular function (GO): protein binding; phosphatidylinositol-4,5-bisphosphate phospholipase C activity
Source: RefSeq, a predicted model, not a curated record